Molecule: messenger RNA, 5552 nt
Organism: Anopheles moucheti
Lineage: Eukaryota; Metazoa; Arthropoda; Insecta; Diptera; Culicidae
Exons: 12
Coding region: 132-5552 (1806 amino acids)
Source: RefSeq, a predicted model, not a curated record
CUGUAUCGUUCGCGCAGAGUGUUUGGUUCGAGUGUAUUUUCAACCGCAUUUAAAAUAGAUUAUCGUAAUUGAACGGUGUAUGCCGGGUCAAGGGAGGUUAAACCAACAGGCAAGACGUACAGCUAAAAAGUAUGAGAAACGUCGAUCGUGUGAAUGUUAAAGUCCACCAAGGUACGGUGAGUGGCGUGAAGGAACAGCUUCCGAACGGCAACAUUUUCUGUGCGUUUCGGGGUAUACCGUACGCAAAGCCUCCGGUAGGGGAAUUGCGUUUCCGAGCGCCACAACCCCUAGAGCGGUUCCCUUACCCGGUGUUGGACUGUAGCGUCGAGCGCGAUGUUUGCUUCAGCAGAAAUAUGUUCACCCAGGAGGUGGAAGGUUCGGAAGAUUGUCUGCAUUUGAACGUGUACACGCCGGCCAUGGAUAAGCGUGACAAACCGCUGCCUGUGAUGGUGUUCAUCCACGGUGGUGCGUUUAUGAUAGGCAGUGGCAAUGGUGAUUGUUAUUCGCCUGAAUACUUGCUGCAAGAGGAUGUGAUAGUGGUGACGUUGAAUUAUCGGCUCGGACCACUUGGUUUUCUGCAUCUGCCCAGUCAAGGAAUCGAAGGAAACGCCGGUCUUAAGGAUCAGCUGAUGGUGUUACGCUGGGUGCAACAGAACAUUGCACACUUCAACGGUGAUCCCAACAAUGUGACGCUGUUUGGUGAAAGUGCCGGCGCUGCAUCCGUCCAUCUUCAUAUGCUUUCGCCUGUAUCGCAAAAGUACUUCCACAAAGCGAUCUGUCAGAGCGGUAUUUCGACUAUGGAAUGGGUAAUGCAGCUGGAUUCAGUAAAUCGUGCGAGAACGCUCGCCAGACAUAUAAAUGCCGACGCCAAAACGGAUGAACAGGUGUACCAGACGCUGAUGAAUGCGGACAAAGCGGAACUGAUGGGUCUCAUGAUCCAUACGCUUUCUGCCGAUGAGAAACGGCGCGGUUUGCCCAUGCCAUUCAAACCAGUCGUGGAAGAAGGACAGCAUGAUGAAAAUACGGUCGUGCCGGUACACCCGUUUGUUGCAAUGCAACAGCCCGAUCGCGUUUCUUCCAUUCCGAUCAUUUUCGGCAACAACGAUCGCGAAGGCACCAUUAUGAUGAUGGACGCAAUAAAAAAGCUUGACCUGUACGAUAACGAUAUGGCACGGAUGAUUCCGCGUACGGUUAACGUUGCACCGGGAAGUGCAGCCUGUGAGGAACUGGCCAGGGAGGUGAAGGAAUUCUACUGCGGUGCGCAAGGCGUCACAAAGGAAACCGUAAACCAGCUGGCGGAUUUAAUGACGGAUUAUCACUUUGGCAUACUGGCGAACACGUGUGUGGAACUACACGCGCGCUAUCAGCAAAACUCGCCCAUGUUCUACUACCAGUUCAGUUACGACGGUGUGCUGAACAUGUACAAAAAGCUGCUUCAACUAACCAUUCCCGGCGCUUGCCAUGCGGACGAACUGUCGUAUCUGUUCUUGAUGAGACUGGCCAAUUAUGAUGUGAAGCCGGACACGGAAGCGGGACGCGUGCGUCAGCUGAUGUGUCGGCUGUGGACCAACUUUGCAAAGUGUGGACACCCGACACCGGAUGACGAUCGGAGCAUGCCAUGCCGCUGGGAACCGGUUGACAAGGUUGCUCCGAAUUCUGCUAGUGCACCGUUUCAGCUAAAAUGUCUAGAUAUUGCUGUCGAAUCGAAAAUGAUCAUGAACCCGGCCAAGGAACGUAUCGACUUCUGGAGAAGUGUCUAUAAGCGAUGGAAUGAAGAUUUUCUCAAAGUAAAGCUCGGAUGCGCCCAUCAGCGUUUCCAGUACCGCUUCAUCCGAAUCAUCCCGUGCGCCGAGCAGACGGGCCAGCUUCCGCGCCUGUUCUGCAGCAUGACGCUGCCAUACCCACUCGUUGAACGCCGUACCACUCUGGGCGAUAGCUUUGUGGAAGUAUUGCCGGGAUGCUUCGCUGAGAUAGUGCAGAUGGACCGAAGCGCCACCGGCACUCUCGCCGAAUAUCGUCACAUUGCUCGGAUCGCCCCCGAAUCGAUCGAUGUUUUCCUGCACCCAGCGCAAACUCAUUCGUUGAUCUUUGAGACCCAUGUUGCCUUCGAUGCCGGCCGAUGGAAGGGAAAGAAACCCGAGCGGUCCAAGCCGGUAGUUGAUGCACACGACGACCGCACCCUGCUGGACGAGGAGCUGGGACCAUCGGUGAAACAUUCCAGCGGAUUGGCCGGCAGUGUUGUCAGCGCCACCGGUGGUUUAAAGCGAAGCGGUCCGACGGGCGGUUCCGCGUACGGAAUGCCCUUGAACAUGUACCAAUCGGUCCCGUUCGGUAGUGCACUCUUGAGUCCCACGACGCUGCCGGUUACGCAAAUCAACCGCAACGAAAUGGACGAAAAUUGCAGCGUUGAAGUAUCUUCCGGUCCGAUAAAUGGCGUGAUAAUUCGGCUGCCCGACAGCGAUGGUGUGUGCUACUGCUUCAGAGGAAUACCGUACGCAAUCCCACCCGUGGGAUCGUUACGUUUUCGUCCCCCAAAACCCGUUACGCGACACGCGGAGGGUGCACCACUAGACUGCACCACAGAACGGAGCGUCAGCUUAGCCAGUAGCUAUCUUCCGCCGGAACCGCAGCUCGCAUCGGAAGAUUGUUUGUACUUGAAUGUUUACACACCGAUAAACCCGAACGUGCUUGGCCGGGAUGUGCGACCGGAACCUUUACGCCCACUACCGGUAAUGGUGUGGCUACACGGCGGUGCAUUCUGUACCGGAAGUGGCGAUUCGUCUAUUUACCACCCCGAGUGGCUGGUUGCCCAGGGUGUAAUUGUCGUCACGGUGAACUACCGACUAGGGCCAGCCGGUUUCCUCUGCUUACCAUCGGUGGGAAUUUAUGGCAAUAUGGGACUGAAAGAUCAACGUUUGGCACUAGAGUGGGUGCAGACUAACAUAGGCAAGUUCGGAGGUGAUGCUGACAAUGUGACCCUGUUUGGGGAAAGUGCCGGAGGAGUUUCGGCCCAUCUGCAUUAUCUGUCCGAGGGAUCGCAGCAUCUGUUCCACAAGAUCAUAUGCCAGUCGGGUGUAGCGACUAGUUCGAUUACGUUUCAAAAACAUCCGGAAAGCAAAACCCGACGGCUAGCGGAAUUUUUUGGUUGCCCAUCGGAUGCAUCUGAUGCUGAAGUGCUGGAAACUCUCCUGAAUGCUGAACCAGAAUUGUUGGCCAAAUCGCAAAAAGAAGCUCUCACACCGUACGAGAAAACGCUCGAUUCGGUGUAUCCGUUCCGACCGGUUCUGGAGGCGCCAGAUUCGAUUGAUCCAAUAGUGACGGAAGAUGUAUUCGUAUUGCUUAAGCGAACGAACCAGCCAGCCAAACCGAUGAUACUGGGCGUGACCAGCGAGGAAGCGUUGUACAAGAUAAAUACAUUCCGCCAACAGUUGCACCGCUACACGGAGGAUACAUGUCGCUUUGUUCCCGAAUUGUUGAAUGUUCCGCUGGAGGAGCGGCCACAGGUAGCGCAACGUAUUGUAGAUUUCUACUGCGGCUCGGCUGGCGUUUGUUUGGAGCGCGAAUUUGAGCUGAGCCGUAUACUUACGGACACUUUAUAUCUGCUACCGGCCGUUCUGGCUGCCGAACUUCAGCUAACACACAGGCAAGGCAAACCAAGCGAAACUUUAAUCACCUACAUGGCGUACCGUUUUUUCGGGUACGUGCGUUGGUUUGGUUCAGUGCCCAGCAACCUUCCAAACACGAUGGUUAUCCGCAAGCUGUACGUUCCACCGACGGUUGUGCAGAAGAAUCCGCUACCACCGGUGGUAGAUCCGAACUUUAGUCCACCGGCAACCGCUUAUCAGCCUCCGGCGGAAGAUCUACCGAUCGUUGUGGAGCUGGGCAGUGUGAGCAAUGGGGACCCGCUCGUGUUUGCUGACGAUGUUGAGCUGGAGCUAGUGCCGGGGAAAAUCGUGGGCAGACGAAAGGUGCUUCCGAAUGGGUCGGAGUAUUUCUCCUACCAGGGUAUACCGUACGCUCUGCCUCCUGUGGGCGAUCUACGGUUUAAGUCACCGGUUCCGGUGGAAAAGUUCGCCGAGCAACCGCUGCAGUGUGGUGCUGAGAGGGGAAUAUGUCUCGCUGUGCUGAAUCUGCCACCGGGCCCGGACGGCGUUGAAGAUUGUCUGUAUCUGAACGUGUACACGACGAGCGCACCGAGUGAAACGCUCGGCACGCUCAAACCGGUAAUGGUUUGGAUACACGGUGGUGGAUUUUACACCGGCAGCGGCAAUUCCAACUUCUUCGGACCGGAGUAUUUGCUGCAGCACGGCGUUAUCUUGGUGACGCUGAACUAUCGGCUCGGACCGCUCGGGUUUCUCGCCCUGCCGUCGAUGGGCAUUCAUGGCAAUCAGGGUUUGAAGGAUCAACAGCUGGCGUUGCGUUGGGUGCACGAUAACAUUGCCCAGUUUGGGGGCGAUCCGUCAAACGUGACACUGUUUGGUGAAAGUGCUGGUGGUGCGUCGGUCAACUGGCACUAUCUAUGUCCGACGUCUCGGCAAUACUUCCACAAAGCCAUCUGCCAGUCGGGAUCGGUGCUCUGUCCGUGGGUUCUUCAGUAUCAGCCAGAGGGUAAAGCGCGCAAGCUGGCAUCGGUGUUGGGCUAUGCGGGAGACGAUGAUGCCGGGGUUUUAGACACGCUGUUGAGCGCGCCGGCCAAGGAUUUGGUGUCGAAUUCACCGAAAGCAUUCGACGAUACGGAGAAGUGCAUCUAUUACGUGACGCCCUUCAUUCCAUCGAUUGAGGAUGCUGCCUCGGAAGAUGCGAUUAUUCUGCAGCGUGGCGAGGAACUGCUGAAGCAACCGAACGUAACCUCCAUACCGUUAAUACACGGUGUGACCAAUGCGGAGGGAUUAGUGUUUUACGGACAUCUGCAGCAUCAGUUCGAUGAGGUUGCGAGCAAUUUGGUGAACGCACUACCGUUGGAUCUUGGCAUCCCGGCAGACUUUACGGCCGCCGUUGUCGAGGAGGUACGCCAGUUUUACUUCCAGGACAAACCAAUCGAACGGGACGAAUUCCCGCGGCUGUUGGACCUUAUGGCGGAUGUUGGAUUUUACUUUCCCGUGUUCGCAGCGGCCGAGUUGCAUUCGAGAUACCAGCAGGAGGCUCCAUUAUAUUUCUAUCGCUUUUCGUAUGAAAAUGAGCUAAAUCAGCUGCGCAAGCAGUUCAAUGUUCCGGAAGGAACGGCGGGCGCUGCCCAUGGCGAUGAGCUGUCGUAUCUGUUUAGCGGUAGCGAGUUUCCUGUCCAGGUAGAGCCUGGAUCGGGCCCCGAUCUGGCCCGUUCGUUGCUUUGCCGCUUGUGGACAAACUUUGCAAAGUUCGGCUGUCCCACACCGGAAGGUGAUGAGGUUGGAUUCCAAUGGGAACCACUACCGCCGACGGCUUCCGGCGAACCAUUUGUGCUGCGUGCCGUUGAUCUGAACGAUCAGGUGGCGAUUGUGGAGAAUCCGCUGCACGAUAGGAUACAGUUUUGGAAAUCGCUUGCGGAACGUUUCAAUCCCAACCUGCUACCGUGA